Aureobasidium uvarum is the source of this 498-nucleotide messenger RNA. The record is from the annotation of a GenBank genome assembly. Lineage: Eukaryota; Fungi; Ascomycota; Dothideomycetes; Dothideales; Saccotheciaceae.
AUGCUGAUUCCCAAGGCCGACCGUAAGCUCAUUCACGAGUACCUCUUCCGCGAGGGUGUCCUCGUCGCAAAGAAGGACUUCAACCAGCCCAAGCACGGCGACAUUGACACCAAGAACCUCUAUGUCAUCAAGGCUUGCCAGUCCCUGACCUCGCGCGGUUACCUCAAGACCCAGUUCUCCUGGCAGUGGUACUACUACACCCUCACCGCCGAGGGCCUCGACUACCUCCGCGAGUGGCUCCACCUCCCCGCCGAGAUUGUCCCCCAGACCCACAUCAAGCAGCAGCGCUCCCACGCUCCCCCCCGCGGUAUGCUCGGCGGCGAGGAGCGUCCCCGCGGCGGCCGUGGUGGUCCCCGUGGUGACCGCGAGCGCGGCGAGUACCGUCGCCGUGACGCUGGCGAGGGCAAGGAGGGUGCCGCCCCUGGCGAGUUCAACCCCCAGUUCCGUGGUGGCUUCGGCCGUGGCCGCGGUGGUGCCGCCCCUGCUCCUUCCUCUUAA